Budorcas taxicolor (takin) is the source of this 1249-nucleotide messenger RNA. RefSeq names its product elongator acetyltransferase complex subunit 5 (gene ELP5). The record is from RefSeq and is a predicted model, not a curated record. The transcript is spliced from 8 exons. Gene Ontology annotation, cellular component: elongator holoenzyme complex; cytosol; nucleus. Gene Ontology annotation, biological process: tRNA wobble uridine modification. Gene Ontology annotation, molecular function: tRNA binding. Lineage: Eukaryota; Metazoa; Chordata; Mammalia; Artiodactyla; Bovidae. The coding region runs from base 1 to 993 and encodes 330 amino acids.
AUGCCCCGCCCCUUUCUUGUGGAGGGGGCGGGGCAGUGGACAGUGACGCCAUCAGAGGGCGUCCGAAAAGGGACGGGACGCGUUUUGGGGAUGUUGGAGUCGCUGUUGGCUGUUGGUGGCCUGAUGCUGCUUCGGGACACCGUGGAGUGGGAGGGGCGUAGUCUCCUGAAGGCGCUUGUCAAGAAAUCUGCGUUGUGUGGUGAGCAAGUCCACGUCCUGGGCUGUGAAGUGAGCGAAGAAGAGUUUCGUGAAGGUUUUGACUCCAAUAUCAACAGCCGGCUGGUUUACCAUGAUCUCUUUAGAGACCCUCUCAGCUGGUCAAAACCUGGGAAAGCCCUUCCUGGAGGGCCCCUGGAAGCCUUGAGGGCCCUGGACAAGAGGACAGUUUCUGGCCCUGCCACCAUUGCUCUUGAUUCCCUCAGCUGGUUGCUGCAUCACCUUCCCUGCCCCACACUCUGCCAGACCCUGCACGCGCUGAGCCGUCAGGACUCCUGCCCUGGUGACACCCCCCCAGGUGAGCAGGUGCGUGUGCUGGGCCUGCUGCAUGAAGAGCUUCACGGCCCAGGCCCUUUGGGAGCAUUGAGCAGCCUUGCUCAGACCGAGGUGACCCUGAGUGGUACGAUGGGCCAGGCAUCGGCUCACAUCCUCUGUCGGAGGCCGAGACAGCGCCCCACCCACCAGACUCAGUGGUUCUCCAUCCUUCCUGACUUCAGCUUGGAGCUCCAAGCGGAGCCGCCACUGGAAUCCCAGCCCCGCUCAGAUCCUCAUACUCCCUCGGUGGACCCCACUACUCAUUUGACUUUUAACCUUCAUCUGUCCAAGAAGGAGAGAGAAGCCAAAGAUAGCCUGACUCUGCCCUUCCAGUUCAACUCGGAAAAACAGCAGGCUCUACUGCGCCCUGGGCUGGGCCAGGCUACCAGCCACAUCUUCUAUGAGCCAGAUGCUUAUGAUGACCUGGAUCAAGAAGACCCAGACGAUGACCUAGAUGUUUGAUUGUCUAGGAGAUUUGACUAGACUGCAGUAGGAGGGGAAGAGGAAGACUACGGGCCUGUAACCAUCCUUCAAUGUGUGUGUUGGCCUUAGCCUGUCUCUGCUCCAUCUUUGUUCCGUUUCUAUGGAGGCCCUGCCCUGUGACCCAUGAGCCAGGGAGCAGCUUCCAGUGAGAAGUGGGCUGGAGGCAUAAGAGAAAGUGACAGGAUAGGAACACCACCUCCCCCCAAGCCUAAUAAAAUAUUUUAUUUUGUAUUAA